UUCUGAAUAGUCCCAUUGAAAUCAAUGGGCUACCUCCAGUAGUGAAGUUAAGUGUGUGCAUAACUAAUAUGCAUUAAUUGUUGCAGCCCUGGCAAAAUUCUUCUUGCCUAUUUGCCUAAGAAGAGUGUUUCCCCCCUCCCUUGACUUCCUACUUGCUUUAACCAGUUUUCCCUAGGGCCUGUUCCCUUCUGAUUAAAAAGCUGGUUGGCUCCACCCACCCCCUGCUGAAGUAUGAUACAACUUGUCAGAAAGCAGGAAGUCUGGUUAGAGCACUCUGCAUGAUUUGAUAAGAAAUCUCUAUUCCUCGGGGGGGGGGAACUAUCCAAAGGCCCUGAUCUUGUAACUCAACUGGCACAAGUGGACCCUAUUAACUGGAUGCAGGAUUGGAGCCAAAGAUGGAGCCUCCUGUACUGGCUUUUGCUCUUUGGAUAUUUGCCUUUCUUUCUGUUCCUGCGGCUGGUUAUCCAAAUGGAAAAGUAAGAGAGGCCUGCAGUAGUAUGAUGCCUUGCCAUGGACAUUCUCCACAGCCAUCCCCUGAGCACACUAUAUCAGUGAAUGAGACCAAAUUUAGACCAGGGGACCAUAUAAAAGUUAGUUUAUCUGGUCCAGUCUUUGAAGGAUUUUUCAUACAAGCCCGGAAUGCAGAGAACUUGGCUGGCCCUGCAGUUGGCUCUUUUAUGCUAGCUGAAGAAAGGAUUUCUCAGCUCCUGACAUGUGGACUUGUAAAGAAUUCUGCUGUCAGUCACACAAGUAAAUCAAAAAAGACACAUGUAGAGGCUUAUUGGGUUGCUCCCACAGAUGCACCAGAACAUGUACAAUUUCUAGCCACAGUUGUAGAGAAAUAUAAAAUCUUUUGGGUGAAGAUUCCUGGUCCCAUCAUUUCCCAGCCUAAUGCACCACCUUUGACAACACCUACAAGUAUUACACCAGAGACUCUACCAACUUCACGGCCAGUUUUCCAUCUAACAACAUCAUUUAAUGCCUCCGGCUGUGGAAUUACAAAGUUCUGCAUAAGGAAUCCUCCAAAAUGUGAUCCUGGGGCUGCCAACUGUUUCUUUCUGUCCUUCUUCAAACAAAAUAACCACUCGGUACUUAUUGAAAUGAGUGGUCCUACUGAAGGAUAUAUAGCCUUUGCAUUAUCUCAUGACCAGUGGAUGGGUGACGAUGAUGCAUAUCUGUGUAUUAAUGAAGAUCACCAUAUUAAUAUAAACACGGCCUAUCUUAGUGGGCGAACUCCUCCUGUGUUGGACUCAGAGAAUGGCCUUGAAGAUAUCUCAUGGAGGGUGGCUGAUGGUAUUCUUCAGUGCUCUUUCAGAAGAAAUCUUCGUCUUCCUGCUUAUAAAGGGAGGUUUAAUCUAGAUGCUAAUUAUUACAUAUUUCUGGCAGAUGGGGAGGCGAGUGAGGGAGGUCUAAUUCACAAACAUCAUCAUCAGCCUCUCAUCACCAAUGGAAUGUACAAUGUCACAGACUCUCCAAAGGAUGUAGGGGGAUCCCGCUCUCCACUUCUUCUUAAACUCCAUGCUUCAUUAAUGUUUGUUGCAUGGAUGACUACAGUUAGUAUUGGCGUUAUUGUUGCCAGAUUCUUCAAGCCAGUUUGGCCUCAUUCAUUGUUUGGGAAGGAGAUUUGGUUCCAGGUACAUCGUAUGCUGAUGUUGACCACAGUGCUUCUUACGAGCAUCGCUUUUGUUCUUCCUUUUAUAUACAGAGGAGGCUGGAGUGAAUGGGCAGGUUUUCACCCAUACCUUGGCUGUACCGUGAUGGCUCUGGCAAUCUUUCAACCUCUGAUGGCAGGUUUCAGACCACCUCCUCAUGCACCAAGAAGGCAAGUAUUUAACUGGGUUCACUGGAGUACUGGCACAACAGCUAGAAUACUAGCUGUGGUGACUAUGUUCCUGGGAAUGGACCUACCAGCACUCAACCUUCCAGACCCAUGGGACACUUAUACAAUGAUUGGAUUUGUAGCUUGGCAUGUCGGUAUUGAUAUUCUCCUGGAGAUACAUAGCUACUGUCUCAUUCGCAAAGUUGAAGUGAUUGAUGAGGAUAGAAUACAAAUUCUUCAGUCACUUACAUCAGCAGAAGCAGAGGGUCAUACAUUUAAAGAGAUUGUGUUAACCAUCUACAUCUGUGGAAAUAUAGCAUUCCUUAUUACCUUCCUGGCAGCAAUCCACCAACUAUAAAAACUAUGAAUUUCUGGCAAGGACAUUAGAUGUUGAGCAUUUGCAGUGAAAUCAAGAGUGAAGCACCGCUCAAGGAAUUCUUACAGAUACCAGUGUUGCCUCAAUACCUUCCUGAAGUUAUACUUGAAGAAUAAUUGUGUGUGAUG
This is a messenger RNA of Mauremys reevesii (Reeves's turtle), 2323 nucleotides long. It is a transcript of the gene FRRS1, whose product is annotated as ferric chelate reductase 1. Gene Ontology annotation, molecular function: oxidoreductase activity, acting on metal ions. Bases 396 to 2177 code for a protein of 593 amino acids. The record is from RefSeq and is a predicted model, not a curated record. NCBI's taxonomy places the organism in Eukaryota, Metazoa, Chordata, Testudines, Geoemydidae. The transcript has 18 exons.